AUUUGUUCCUUUUUUACGGUGAUUUGUUCUAACACGAUCCCAUAGUGCACUGCUGUCAAACUGCAAUGAAAUCAGUUUCGGAGUUGACGGCUCUUUUCGUAAACCAAAUAGUUUCCCAUUCGAAAAGGACUGAACAAUAAUAAGGACGCACUUGGAUUCUGAUUUGGUGACUGCUGGCCGCCGAUUUGUAUGUAUUCCCGGUGCCACACAUAUCAAGGAGUUGGGUGAAAGUUGCCAUUGUGUUUGGUUGAUGCGAAUAGAACAAAGAACACGCUUUUCCCGAACGGUUUGGUGCAUCAUCAUAGGCCGUCUCUUCUGGUGCAUGCAGUGCAAGGAUUCUUGCGUUAUCGUAGGUUCGCUGAACAUCCUCCGAACGACACCCAGCGCGGGUAGCUGAGAAUAUUGGGUUCCGGUCAGUUCUAUGAACUCGGCACACGAACAAAACGCAUCGGAUGACGAUUCCAGACUCGAUGAAGAAUCGUCAUCAUCAUCCGGAAGUCGCUCAGGCGGGAAGGAUGAAAGUCAGGCUAAAAAAGCCACCAAACAACCCAACCAUUCGCUACCGUCCUCUUCCUCCUCUCACGCCCACUCCCCGCCUGUGUCCUCAUCCGUUCGUUCCCAGACGACACCUCGAACUGGGUCGGGAUUGACGAGCGAAGAGCAGGCAGCAAAGCGAGAUUCAGUGAAAAAGCUCAUCGAACGAUAUUUCUACCAGCUGAUGCAAGGCUGUGGCAAUACGAAGUGUUGCAACAAAAACUGUGCCUCAAGUGGAAAGGUUGGCCGACUAACACCGAACGCAGCCGCUGCCCGGGCGAUUCAACUGUACUCGCAGGAAGCAGAUAUGUGCUACGAUACGCAGCCCACAAACGUAACCGAAACGGAUAAUCAAAAUAAUGCGGCCAGCAGCAGCGCUUUCCCGUUUCAUUCGCCUAUCGCUCAAGGGACGAACGAGUCCCGGUGCUCAACUGGAAAACAAUCGAAUGCACACCACCGGCAGGAGAAAUGUAAAGAGAGCAAAGCUAGCAAAGAAAUGGAUGCGGCGUAUGACAACUCUGCCUUUGACAUAGACUCAAUAGACGAGGAAGACAGUAGGGCGAAAUCAACGGAAACCAUGGUUCCCAGCAAUACUACUGCCAGAAAGCAGACGGAUGAACUGGUUCCAGUGUGUAGCGCGAAAAAUAGCAACGUUAGUUUUAGCAGCAGCAGUGGCAAAUUUAAACCCGAGACUGAGGACGAAGUUCCUUAUCUGGAUGAGCGCAAGAUACAGGAGUUGAGUGAACGAUGCGUUCUGCAAGGCUCGCACGCACCACUGAUACAUGCGCUGAAAACUGUGUUUUCCUCACCUCGUAGCCUAGCGGCCAGUUUUCAGUUUUGUCCGGCCUCGUCCAGCAUUGAAAAGAUGCUGGCCCGGGCUCCGGCUGGCGAUUUGCGAAAUAUCAAAAAGGAAGACCUGCGAUCGCUUGAGGGCGAUCUGGACAAGGACGAAGACAGCAAAGCCCCAACGAAACCAGUUCCGGACGUGCCCGACCCGGCGCACACUACGGUGGACGUAGAAUCGCUUCGGCGGGCGCUGAAAACACUUCACGCUGCCCGUCCGGACGUUUUCGGUCCGAUUAACGAAGCGCUAGAGCUGCUCGGUGCGUCUAUUUUGCAUGAGCUGAGUCUAGGGCUUACCAGCAACGAUGAACUGGAAGCGUUUGUGACGGUAUUUGUGAUUGCUUUUGAGACCCUGCUUGUCGGAUCGGCCGACUGUUUGGAAGGAUCGUUCCCACGCGUUUGCGCUGCUGUAAUUCGUUUGCCGGUGUGGGCGCAGUGUCGAUUGGUGCGCAUCUGGGCAGAACACUGUAAGGAAAGCAUCCAUCCGUUGGUAAUUCUUCUGCAGCAGCUGCUAACCGUUGAUACGCUCAUGAUGACCUACGACGCAUCUUACGAAUCGAUGCGGAUAAAUGAUAACGAAACGAUCUGCAAUGCGACCAUGGUCUUGAAGCUUGUGUACUACGCGAACAUUUUGGCUGGCGAACUAGAGCCGAAACACUACCGUGAGCUAGACGUGCGGGACAAGUCACUACCGAAUUACACGUACCUUUCGCUCAUCCCGGAAGAGGACGACUUCCCGAUGAUUGAAACGGACGCCGCGCAGUCACGUCAACGCUGGCCGGCCGAUCCUUUGGCAGCGGAGCUGGAUGUGAAUCCACUCGAUUGCCGAAAACCGCUGGUGCCAUACGAGGAGUUCUACAACGAGAACCUUUGCGAUGCCAUGGAAGUUGAGUUCGAUUAUAUGGCCUACAAGCAUCCAUAUCAGCAUCGGUCGGUGACAGAGAACGGUGGAACCUCAGCAGUCGGAACGGAAGGAACGAAAUUUUUUAGCUUCAUCAACUAUCCCUUUGUCAUGACGCCUACGACGAAAACGCUUGCCCUCUACUUCGAUUCGCGCAUUCGCAUGUUUUCCGAGCGCCGACUCAGCAUCCUGCAACGCCAGCGGCAGCUAAACCAGCUCCGUAAUACCAGCGACCUGCAGACGGCGAAUCCGUACCUCAAUCUCAAGAUUCGUCGCGACCAUAUCAUUGAAGAUGCGCUGGUUGAGCUGGAAAUCAUUGCCAUGUCGAACCCGAAGGAUCUCAAAAAGCAGCUGGUGGUGGAGUUUACGGGCGAGCAGGGCAUCGAUGAGGGUGGGGUAUCGAAAGAGUUCUUCCAGCUCAUCAUCGAAGAGAUCUUCAAUCCCGACUUUGGAAUGUUUAUGACGAACGAAGACUCCAACACGGUGUGGUUUAAUCCGGUUUCGUUUGAAAAUGAAGCCCAAUUCACGCUGAUAGGCAUUGUGCUCGGGUUGGCCAUCUACAACAACAUCAUCCUCGCGGUGAACUUUCCCAUGGUGGUGUACCGGAAGCUGAUGGGAAUGAAGGGAUCGUUUCUCGACCUGAAAGAUCAAAAUCCGGUGCUCUUCAAUAGCCUAAAGUCUUUGCUGGAGCAUACGGAAAACGACAUGGAGGAGGUGUUUAUGCAAACGUUCAAGAUCGCCUAUCGGGAUGUAUUCGGCACGAUACUGGAGUACGAACUGAAACCGGAUGGGGACAAAAUCUUCGUCACCCAGGACAACAAGCAAGAGUUUGUGGAGCUGUACAGUGACUUCAUGCUGAACAAAAGCAUCGAGAAGCAAUUUAACGCGUUCAGCAGUGGCUUUCAGAUGGUGACAGGUGAAAGCCUUCUGCAUCUGCUGUUUCGCCCCGAGGAAUUGGAGCUGAUCGUGUGCGGAAGCAAGAAUUUUGAUUUCAACGAGCUCGAGGUGUCGACCGAGUAUCAGGGAGGGUUCGAGAGCGACUCAAGCACGAUCAAGGACUUUUGGUCGAUCGUGCACGGGUUGUCAAUGGAGAUGAAGCGAAAGUUGCUACAAUUCACUACAGGUUCGGAUCGCGUUCCCGUCGGUGGUCUAAGCCGGUUGAAGCUGGUAAUAGCGCGCAACGGUCCCGACAGCGAUCGAUUGCCGACGAGUCACACCUGCUUCAACGUGCUGUUACUUCCCGAGUACAGUUCGAAGGAGAAGCUGGAGGAACGAUUGCUCAAAGCAAUUAAUUAUUCAAAAGGAUUCGGUAUGUUGUAGAAGGCUGAUAUACAGGUUGCUUCAGGACUGUUUCGAGCACGCUGCCUGCAACACAAACACACUACAUAUGUCAUAGCUCGUCAAACCAUACAAACAUAGCAACCACGGAAAAGCGCGAAAGACCAAUUGCCAUGAGAGAGCAGCAUGACCAUGGAGGAGUACCAAAAGCCCUACAUUUAUUUUAGUACCCCCGAAGAGAUUAUUCGUGCUGUUGUUUUCUUUUGUCAGUUGUAUUUCGAUUCACACAUUGUUUUUUUUUUGUUUAUUCGGUUGUUCUUAAACGAUGUGGUUUGCAAUCCAGAAAUGUUUUUCGUUGUGUUUUCGAUGCUAAUGAAUUUAAAUUAACAAAAAAUGCGAAGAAAUAAAGUGAGUUCUUCAAGAA
This is a messenger RNA of Anopheles stephensi (Asian malaria mosquito), 3980 nucleotides long. It is a transcript of the gene Ube3a, whose product is annotated as ubiquitin-protein ligase E3A. Gene Ontology annotation, biological process: protein polyubiquitination. The record is from RefSeq and is a predicted model, not a curated record. Lineage: Eukaryota; Metazoa; Arthropoda; Insecta; Diptera; Culicidae. The transcript has 6 exons. The coding region runs from base 422 to 3598 and encodes 1058 amino acids. Gene Ontology annotation, molecular function: ubiquitin protein ligase activity.